CACAAGCGCUCAUUGUCAGAUGAGUUUGAGCCGUCGCCGCCGCUGCUGUGUAAUAGCAGUCGAUCGCUCCUCGCUCGCACUGUUUCAUUGAGCGUGAAAUAAACUUUAUUCUUCUUCUCGCUGAUUGUGUGUUGAAAUCGUUGUGCUGGAGGAGAUCCGGUGACAGUCACAGACAGACAUGAUCACUUCAGCCGCUGGUAUCAUUUCCCUCCUGGAUGAAGACGAGCCGCAGCUCAAGGAGUUUGCUCUACAUAAACUAAACUCCAUUGUCAAUGACUUUUGGGCUGAGAUUUCAGAGUCUGUAGACAAAAUCGAGGUCCUGUAUGAGGAUGAGACGUUUUGUAGCAGAGAGUUUGCUGCACUGGUGGCUUCUAAAGUGUUUUACCACCUCGGAGCUUUUGAGGAGUCUUUAAACUACGCCCUGGGCGCUGGAGAUCUCUUCAACGUCAGUGACAAUUCAGAAUAUGUGGAGACUAUUAUUGCCAAGUGUAUCGAUCAUUACACCAAACUGCGUGUCGAGAACGCCGAGCUGCCAGAGGAUGAGGAGAAGAAAAGCAUUGAUCCUCGUCUGGAGGGAAUUGUCAACAAGAUGUUCCAGCGCUGCUUAGGAGAUCACAUGUACAAACAAGCCAUCGGCAUCGCGCUGGAGACCAGACGCUUGGACAUCUUCGAGAAAACCAUCCUGGAAUCUAACGACAUUGGUGGUUUGCUGGCCUACAGCCUGAAGAUCUGCAUGUCCCUCAUGCAGAACAAGAAGUUUCGUAACGACGUUCUCAGAGUUCUCGUCAAGCUGUACAUGAACCUAGAGAAGCCUGACUUCAUUAACGUUUGCCAGUGUCUGAUUUUCCUCGACGACCCUCAAGCUGUGAGCGAUAUAUUGGAGAAGCUUGUCAAAGAGGAUAACCUCCUGAUGGCAUAUCAGAUCUGCUUUGACCUGUAUGAGAGCGCCAGCCAGCAGUUCCUGUCUUCUGUCAUUCAGAACCUGCGGACCGUAGGCACACCCAUCCCUGCGGUGCCCGGAUCCACCAACACCGGCACUGUGCCCACCCAAGAGAAAGACAGUGAUGCCAUGGAGACGGAGGAUAAAGCUGGCAGUUCUCCAGCUGGAAAAGCUGCAAAUGUGAAGGGUGAGCCGAAAGACCAGAACUCAAAAAUGAUCAAAAUAUUAAGUGGUGAAAUGGCCAUUGAGCUGCACCUUCAGUUCCUCAUUCGAAACAACAACACAGACCUGAUGAUUCUCAAAAACACAAAGGAUGCGGUGCGAAAUUCGGUGUGUCACACAGCAACGGUCAUAGCAAACUCAUUCAUGCACACGGGAACAACUAGUGACCAGUUUCUACGAGAGAAUUUGGAGUGGCUGGCAAGGGCAACUAACUGGGCCAAAUUCACAGCAACAGCCAGUCUUGGUGUCAUUCACAGGGGCCAUGAAAAGGAAGCACUACAGUUAAUGGCGACUUACCUGCCCAAAGACACCUCACCUGGAUCAGCCUAUCAGGAAGGAGGAGGGCUAUACGCUCUCGGACUGAUCCAUGCUAACCACGGAGGGGACAUCAUUGACUACCUUCUGAGCCAGCUAAAGAGUGCCAGUAAUGAUAUUGUUCGACAUGGUGGCGCUCUGGGUCUCGGGUUAGCUGCCCUGGGCACUGCUCGCCAAGAUGUCUACGACCUGCUCAAAUCAAACCUCUAUCAAGAUGACGCAGUAACAGGAGAGGCGGCUGGUCUUGCUUUGGGACUGGUGAUGUUGGGCUCAAAGUCAGCCCAGGCCAUUGAGGACAUGGUGGGCUACGCUCAGGAAACCCAGCAUGAGAAGAUCCUGCGUGGACUGGCUGUUGGCAUCGCAAUGGUGAUGUACGGAAGGAUGGAAGAGGCCGAUACUCUAAUUGAGAGUCUGUGUAGAGAUAAGGACCCCAUCCUGCGCCGGUCGGGAAUGUACACAGUGGCCAUGGCGUACUGCGGCUCUGGGAAUAACAAAGCCAUCCGACGACUGCUACAUGUGGCUGUAAGUGACGUGAACGACGAUGUUCGGAGGGCUGCUGUGGAGUCCAUUGGAUUCAUUUUGUUCAGGACUCCAGAACAAUGUCCCAGUGUGGUUUCUCUGCUGUCUGAGAGCUACAAUCCUCACGUCCGCUGCGGUGCUGCAAUGGCUCUGGGCAUCUGUUGUGCUGGCACUGGGAACAAGGAAGCAAUCAAUCUCCUGGAGCCCAUGACCAAUGACCCAGUGAAUUACGUAAGACAGGGCGCGCUGAUCGCCUCGGCUUUGAUCAUGAUCCAGCAGACGGAGGUCACCUGUCCAAAGGUGAACCAGUUUCGACAGCUCUACUCAAAGGUGAUCAAUGACAAGCACGAUGACGUGAUGGCCAAAUUCGGCGCCAUCCUGGCUCAGGGCAUCCUGGAUGCAGGUGGUCGUAACGUGACGAUCUCUCUGCAGUCACGCACAGGCCACACCCAUAUGCCAUCUGUGGUGGGUCUUUUGGUCUUCACCCAGUUUUGGUUCUGGUUCCCGCUCUCUCACUUCCUGUCUCUGGCCUUCACACCCACAGCUAUCAUCGGCCUCAACAAGGAUCUGAAGAUGCCGAAGGUGCAAUAUCGAUCCAACUGCAAGCCCUCCACCUUUGCUUACCCUCCACCCUUGGAAGUGCCAAAGGAGAAGGAAAAAGAGAAGGUUUCCACCGCCGUUCUGUCCAUCACGGCUAAAGCCAAGAAGAAGGAAAAGGAGAAGAAAGAGAAGGAAGAGGAAAAGAUGGAAGUGGAAACACUGGCAGAAGCAGAGAAAGAAAAGAAAGACGAGGAGAAGAAGGAGAAAGAGAAGGAGAAGGAGAAGGAGAAAGAGAAAGAGAAGGAAAAAGAGAAAGAAAAAGAAAAAGAAAAGGAAAAGAAAAAAGAGCCAGAGCCAAACUUCCAGAUGUUGGAGAACCCAGCUCGUGUCUUGCCCGCCCAGCUCAAGGUCCUCACUAUGCCUGACAGCUGCAGAUACCAGCCCUUCAAACCUUUACACACGGGUGGCAUCAUCAUCUUGAAAGACACCAGUGAGGAAGAGGAGGAGCUUGUGGAGCCCGUGUCUGCCCAUGGCCCUAAGAUCGAGGAGGAAGAACAGGAGCCCGAGGCCCCAGAACCCUUCGAAUACAUAGACGAGUGAGAUACGCCACCUUACAGGUGGUGUUAUGAAUUCUGCGUGUUCACAGCAUGCAUGUCUACUCAAAUGCCCACCCCUUUUCCUUUUUUACGUUUUUUCCUCCACUUGGCCUGCCGUGGGCACUUGAGGGAUGUUUUACACAAUGGUUUUCAGUUAUUACAAUAAAUAUAUAUGUUGAACAUGA
Messenger RNA from Onychostoma macrolepis, 3317 nucleotides. It is a transcript of the gene psmd1, whose product is annotated as proteasome 26S subunit, non-ATPase 1. The record is from RefSeq and is a predicted model, not a curated record. Gene Ontology annotation, cellular component: proteasome storage granule; proteasome regulatory particle, base subcomplex; nucleus. The coding region runs from base 179 to 3136 and encodes 985 amino acids. The transcript is spliced from 25 exons. Lineage: Eukaryota; Metazoa; Chordata; Actinopteri; Cypriniformes; Cyprinidae. Gene Ontology annotation, biological process: proteasome-mediated ubiquitin-dependent protein catabolic process; regulation of protein catabolic process. Gene Ontology annotation, molecular function: enzyme regulator activity.